AGAAAACAGAAAACAGGACAUUUACCAAAAUUCCAAGCUGUGCUUUUCUCUGUGAAUGAAUCCCACGGCUUCAAAGGCAAACAGGACACAUUCCAUAGAAAACUUUUGUUUGGCCUUUCUUCUGUUUCUUUCCCCCUUUCUCUGAUCCCCUCUCGAAAAUCAUCUCCUUCGACGACAAUCAAUUGAUCAGCCUGAGUUUUACCCUUUGCCAUCCUCUUCAUGCUCUCUGGUCAUUCAUGACCUUCUGGUGAAUUACUUCUCCUCGGGGUUCUUCCAUUUUAUAGGGCAUUCUGGUUUCUGUUUAGUUUGCUGUUCUAAAGAAAUCAAGACAUCCAAGGAGAUACAUAUACACGAGAAAAUGGUGAACAACAUAAGGAUCAAAGACAAUAUCCAAAAUUCUGUGGAAUCUCCUAGAGGGGAGGUGGGAGAAAUCGACACAAGAGCUCCCUUUCAAUCUGUGAAAGCGGCCGUCAGUUUAUUCGGUGAAGUUGCACUUAAGAGGAAGCCCACCAUCAGGAAGAACAAAACUUCUUCUGAGAAUGUGAUAGACAAGGAGACACAACUUCUCUUAGCCAGAAAGGAAGUAGGAAGAAUCAGGCAGCAGUUGGAUAGCGCCGAAACCACCAAGUCCCGGGCCCUCUCUGAGCUCGAGAAAGCCAAGAGGACUGUCCAGGAUCUAACUACAAAGCUUAACUCGGCAGUGGAGUCCAAGCGACAGGCCAUUGAGGCCACCGAGGCAGUGAAGCACAAGGCCAAGCACCUAGAGCGCGUCAAGUCCCAGAACCAGGCGGGUACCAAAGCCUGCAAAUCCGAGCUUGACACCACCAGGGAACAGUACCGGAAAGCUGCAGGAGAGUUGGAUGCUGCCAAGCAGGAGCUCACGAAGAUUCGGCAGGACUUUGACUCGACUCUCGAUGCAAAAUUGGCAGCCUUCCAACAGGCGGCAGAGGCUCAGCGGUCAGCGAAAGUCAACACUGAGAGGGUCGGGGAGUUGACAAGGGAGAUCCAGGGGAUGCGGGAGUCGCUCGAGCACCUGAAGGCCACUUCCCUCCAGGCCCAGGCGGAGCAAGCGAGAAUAGUCGAGCAGAAAGACCGGCGGCUUAAUGAGUGCAAGGCUGCCAAGGAGGAGGCAGAGAAGAAGUUGACUGGCUUGAGGAGAGAGUACGACCCUGAGCUCGUGAGGGUCCUUGAGGCUCAGCUAGCUGAGGCAACUGAAGAGAUCGAGGUCAUUCAGGAGGAAAUGAAGAAGGUCCAUGCCUCUGAUAUGGACUCGGUGAAGGUUGUGACAAUGGAGCUGAAUGAAGCCACCAGGACUCUGCAGAGGGUCGCGGAGGAGGAAGGGUCGCACCGGGAGUUGGUGAGUGAUCUAAGGAGGGAGUUGGAAAAUAUGAAGAAAGAGCGGGUCACACUCGAGGAGAAGAUCGAGAAGAUGGAGUCAACUACGAAGGAGCUCCAGGAGGAGCUUGAGAGGACCCAGUCUACACUCAAGGUCGCUCAAAAGGACGAGAGUGCAGUCACUGAAGAGUUAUUGUCGACCCCAAGGAUGUUAGCACUAGAGAUCGAGGAUGCACGCAAGGAAGCUGACGAGAUGAGGAACCAAGCAGAACGGCUCAGGCAGGAAAUAGCAGCCAGCCUAAAAGCGCAGGAGGAGGCAGAGAGGGAGCUCCAAGUAGCACUGGCAGAAGCUGAGCAGGCUAAAUUGGCAGAGAAGAGCGCGGUCGGGCAAGUCAAAGAACUCAGUGGAAAGACCGAGGCCGUGGGCAGCAGUUGGAUAAAAAUGCCAGUUCAGGAAUUCGACUCAUUGACCAGAAAAGUUGAGGAGUCCACGAAUCUGGCAGAAAUGAAGCUCGCAGCAGCAACCUUCCAGAUGGAGGCAGUGAACACGAAGCGGAACGAGACCGAAAAGAAGAGGGAGGCAAUACUGAAGGAGCUGGAGGAGUUGAAGGAGGCCACAGAGGCGGCUCUAAAGCAGGCGGAGAUGGCAGAGGCCGCCAAAAAAGCCAUCGAGGGCGAGCUGAACAAGCGACGUCAACAAGAACAGGAUCAGGUGGCCGAUGAACCUUAUUAGGAAUUCCGAGAUUAUCCGAGAGCGCUAGGAUUGGGAAAAAAAAAUAAUCAGAGAAAACAAGAUAGAGGAAAGUCCUGGAAAAAUCAACAGGGAGAACCGGAAAAGGCUAUGUUGUCGUUUGACAUUCGAGGAAGAACUAGGAGGAGUUCGUGAUGUGUCCUGUACCAAUUUCAUUCAAAUGAAGAAACUCAACUUCUUUAA
Molecule: messenger RNA, 2269 nt
Organism: Punica granatum (pomegranate)
Lineage: Eukaryota; Viridiplantae; Streptophyta; Magnoliopsida; Myrtales; Lythraceae
Source: RefSeq, a predicted model, not a curated record